GAACGAAGGCAUCCAAGAUGACAUUCUUUUUUGGACUCGAAGAAGGUGGAAGCAAAAUUUUUAGUUCGUAGUCACUGAAACCCAUAGGAAAAUAUAAAAAAAAACUUUAAAAUGUAUCAAAUGUCUAGACUCGGACCCGGUCCAGCGGGAUAUGAACUUCCACCGAUGAUUGGUUUCGACAAACAUGAUACACGCCGGGAACGGAAACCUAUGUAUUCGAUGCGAAAAAGGCCCUCCACGCGGUUCGAUACCAUUGGCCCUGGUCCGGCAAAGUACGUCCUCGACAAGAUAACUAAAGAUGGUCUCCCAAAUGUACCAAAAUAUUCAUUGGCAAUGAGGUUAAAUCCGCUCUCUAAAGAUGUUACACCCGGUCCGGGUGCACACAACAACGACAAAGCGCCAAGAAUGAACGAAAAUCGCCCCCCUGUUUACUCCUUUGGAAUACGGUUGUUGCCCCAGGCUCUCGAUCAAGUACCCGGACCAAAGUAUGCGUAUGAUUUGAACAACUACAAGACGCGCAAUCCUGCGUACACCAUGAGAUAUAAAACCGCCGUACCAUAUGCCUUGGAAGGACCCGGACCAGCUAAAUACGGCGAUUUAAAUCGGAACCUAACCCACAAGCGCAGCGCUAACUACACUAUGCGUCAAAAAUUUCCAAUUACAGGAGACAGAGGACCUUCGCCAGGCCCUAAUCAAUACGCGCUAAUGAACAUGAAACCGGGAGCAUCUGCCCCACAGUAUUCCUUCGGGGUUAGGCACUCGAUGUGGCGACCCCCUAUGAUAAUUCCAGGUGAUAAUUGCUGAUAGCGGCAGUCGUUGAUCCCGUGCGAUAGUAUCGAUUGAAUAAAAGUUUUGCACCGAG
Molecule: messenger RNA, 862 nt
Organism: Topomyia yanbarensis
Lineage: Eukaryota; Metazoa; Arthropoda; Insecta; Diptera; Culicidae
Product: outer dense fiber protein 3
Exons: 3
Coding region: 112-804 (230 amino acids)
Cellular component (GO): cytoskeleton
Source: RefSeq, a predicted model, not a curated record